This is a messenger RNA of Paraglomus brasilianum, 2253 nucleotides long. The record is from the annotation of a GenBank genome assembly. Lineage: Eukaryota; Fungi; Glomeromycota; Glomeromycetes; Paraglomerales; Paraglomeraceae.
AUGAGUGAACAACCCGCAAGUGUAGUCGAAAAUCCCGGAACUAAUUUAAAAAAAAAAAAAACGGUAAUGGGUCCGAGACCUCUACCUGCUGUCCCAAAUACACAAAAUCAUACGAGAUCAGACAGCAGCGGUCACACGUCGACCAACACCGAUAAUUAUAUUUAUCAAUCAAACGAUGUAGCAGAUAGUGUUAAUAAUACUGCACCACCAUUUCCACCUCUCAUCUCUCCUAAACCGCAUAGACCAGUGCCGACUGUACAAGAUACAUUGGAUCGAUCAAUAAAUGAAGGUUAUUUAGACAAUAAUGCCAUUAGUGCUUCUAUUGCAUCUCAGCCAUACCAGUACCAGGAGAUCGAGUCUCGUGCGCCAAGAUCGUCGACUCAUACUGAAGAGGUAGUUGUUGGGAGUAAUGCACAACCUACGCGACCCAAACCGAUGGAUUAUAAUCAACCGCAACAAUACUUCCCACAGCAGGGUAAUCAACAGCAAAGAGAUUUUGUAACAAUGCAACAAGAAAAUUUAAAUGAUCCCUACUUAAAAUUGGGAAACAUACAGGUUGGGCAACCCUCAUAUUCUCAAUCUAAUUCACAGGACGCUGCACAAAAAGCCCAGAUUACUGUAACUUCACCAUACGAUAAUCAAUAUCAGCUCAACAAUAACGGAGUAUCUACUCAAUCUUCUCAAAUUCGGUCUUGGUCUGGCCCCCCUAACCCUGGAAAUAAUCUCGGGCUCCCGACAGACAACGAGUUUAAUAAGCCAAAUAAUUUGCUUUCAGGUGGAUCAAGGUCAUUAUCAAGUAGUCCCAAUAAUGGGCAUCUACAACCUCAGCGUCCUCGCUCUUAUUCUCCCGGACAUAGCCGGUCGUCCUCCCCCUCUGCUGCGAUAGGGUUUGGACCUGAUGGCGUUCCGGUUGGUCCAGACGGAACGCCUCUUCCCCCUGCCUUGGCUGGCAAUCGCUUAAGUUGGCAUUCACCUCGAUCAUCACCUGAUCCCAAUAGUCGAAUAUCGGUGUAUUCGCCAAAUCCUGGUCGUGCAUCAUACGUUCCCGGCCUCAGAUUAGCGAUUGACGAGAAGAAUGCUCGUCGGAUGACAACCAUAUCGUUCACACUGGCCAGUGAUGAAGCCGCAUUAGAACGUUAUCGAGAUGCUGCGCGUAAGACGAAUGAUCCAAAAGUACAGGCUGAUUAUGCUAAAUUCCUGAUAGAAAUGUCCGAAUCUUAUCAGCCGAAUAAUCCUAACAGUGUCAAGAACUUAAAUGCCAACCAGCCAGCGACGUAUGACAAAUUAGUGGAUGAAGCCAUUUAUUGGAUAGAUAAACUAGCUAAAACGAACUAUGCCGAGGCAUUGUAUAUUAAAGGUACAUGGCAUGAAAAGGGAAUAUUUAAAAAAGAGCGAAAUCAUGACAAAGCAUUAAGAUGUUAUAGAAGUGCGUCCAUACAAGAUCAUGCGAAAGCGAAUUACAAAUUAGCCGAGAACUACGAAAAAAAGAAGGAUCAUCUAAGAGCAUGUCAAUUCUACAAGAAGGCGGCAUCCCUGGGAGAUCCCAAUGCAUUAACGAGAAUGGCACUUGUCUAUAUGACUGGUGGUUUAAAGCAAGAUGUGGAUUAUAAACAGGCGUUAAUAUAUCUUAAACAAGCAGCGGCAAAGGCUAAUGAGGACUGUCCUGAGGGAGCAUACAUAUACGGUAUGAUGUUGGCUAAAGAAUGGAAUGCAAUAAAGGUACCAGAUGAUUUGGUAACACCUGACGAAGAUGCAGCUAGAGAAUUCAUCCAGCGUGCCGCACAUUUGGGUUAUCCUCCUGCCUUACAUAAAAUGGGAGUAUGCCAUGAAUUUGGUUCUUUGGGAUGCCAAUUUGAUCCAACAACGUCAGUGCAAUAUUAUGAGCGUGCAGCUGAAAAGGGAGAGGUCGAGGCCAAUAUGGCACUGUGUAAAUGGUAUCUCUGUGGUGCUGAGGGGUAUUUCGAACAGAAUGAAGCAUUAGCAUACCAAAAUGCUGAGAAAGCAGCCUCUAAAGGAUUACCCGCUGCAGAAUUUGCAAUGGGAUAUUUCCAUGAAGUUGGAGUUUUUGUACCGGAGGAUUUGCAAAAAGCUAAUGCAUGGUAUAAUAAUGCUGCUACUCAUGGAAAUGUAGAUGCUCAAAGACGUCUUGGACGUGGAGGAACUAUUACUCGACGUGAGCAUGAGGAAAAAUUAAAGAAUCAGAAAAUCAACGGUAAAAAGGAGAAGAAAGAUAAAGAUUGUUGUAUACAAUAG